AUGUCGGCGAAUCCCACACCCAAUCCCGGGUCAACCGGGCACUUCGGUCAGCCACAGGGUAUGCAACAACAGCCACAACAGCAACAACAACAACCACAGCAGCAGCAACCACAACAGCAGCAGCAACAACAACAGCAACAACCACAGCAGCAGCCGCCGCAACAACAACAGCAGCAGCAGCAACAGCAGCAGCAGCAACAGCAACAGCAGCAACAACAACAGCAACAACAACGGCAACAGCAACAGCAACCAGGACAGCCACAGUAUUUGCAGCAAUCGCAGGAACGGUUUCAGCAACAGCCGGGCGGUCGGAGUGACUCACCUAUGAAUCAACCUCCACGGUCUAAUUCGAGUACAAACCCGAAUAUGAAUCAGCAAGCGGGGUCUACAUCGAUUUUGAACCCGAAUUUGAAUAAGCCACCAGAGUCGAAUUCGAGUAUGAAUCCUAAUGUGAGAGCAUUAGGUCAGCCGCCUUCCAGUUUACCUGCCGCGUCUGCUGGCCGACAAUCACCCGCAACCCAAAAACAACCUGAAAUGGAUCAGCUGACGAGCAUGAUUCACAAUGCCAGUCUGAGUAGAGACGAGCUGACCAAGACUGUUCGAGCUCUGCCUGUGUCGCCGUCCAAUUCAGCCUCCUAUUUCCGUCCCAAUGUGGGAUCGCUGGACACGCCACCCGCCGCCAACCUGCCCAUUUCACCGUCGACUUCGUCUCUGUUCGCCAAUACACCUGCACCCUUUGUGCAACCCCAGCCCCCACCACUGCAGCCCAGGGACUCUCUCCCUGGAUCUGCUUCUCAUGACACGCUUAACCGUAGAAAUAGCAGCGGUAUGAACAAUACCGGGACGCCUAAUGGUCCGGUACAAAACGGUAUGCCGAGGGGAAGUCAGGCAGGGAACCCAUCGACGUUUGGUCAACGACAGCACACACCUGUAGCCAAUCAGAACUCAGCAACCGGAGGGGGUCUGAACGGGGCCUUUGCAGGCGCUAAUACGCCGGUUAAUGGGGGCGCAUACCCCUACCAGAAUGCACAGAAUCAGCAGUAUGGUGUGCAGCAAGCACCUGGUGCGCCAUCUCAGCAAGCAGGUUUCAACCCGUCCAUUGCGUCGGCCACACCUCAAGCUCCAGGUUUCCCCAAACCACAGAGUCCUGCCCCGGGCCCCGGACAGUAUGGGCAAACACCGCAAAGUACGUACGGUCAGCCGACAGCUCAGCCGCCACAAACACAGUACGGACAACCGUACCCCACACAGCGCACCGCCUCUCCGGGUCCGACACAGGGAUACGGUCAACCGCCAGCAUUCCCACAACCCGGCCAAGCACAGCCGCAAGCCUUUCCCGGCGCACUCAGAAAAGACUCGCCCUCGCAACAACUGGGCUAUGGUAUGCAACAAUCCAGCCAGCCACAGCAGGGAUACGGCAUGCAGCAACCGCAGCAAGGAUACGGUGCCCCGCCAGGACAGUCGAAUUACGGUCAAAACCAGCCCCAGCCCCAGCGCAUGGGUGCAGGUGCUGAAUAUGGACAGAAUCAGCCCCAAACUCAAGGUUAUGGGGCACAACAGCCAGGUAUUGCAGGCACAAUACUGUCGUCAGCCUAG
Molecule: messenger RNA, 1596 nt
Organism: Sphaeroforma arctica JP610
Lineage: Eukaryota; Ichthyosporea; Ichthyophonida
Exons: 8
Coding region: 1-1596 (531 amino acids)
Source: RefSeq, a predicted model, not a curated record